Messenger RNA from Patella vulgata (common limpet), 5929 nucleotides. Its product is annotated as putative ankyrin repeat protein RF_0381. NCBI's taxonomy places the organism in Eukaryota, Metazoa, Mollusca, Gastropoda, Patellidae. The record is from RefSeq and is a predicted model, not a curated record. The transcript is spliced from 23 exons. The coding region runs from base 97 to 2190 and encodes 697 amino acids. Gene Ontology annotation, molecular function: protein binding.
CUUGGAUUCCGUUCCAAACAAUAUGGCCGCCAAGUGAAAAAUGAGUUUGAAUUGAUAUAGAAAAUUGUUGAUCCAGAUGAACAAAAAUCCAGCAAAAUGGCUGGUGAAAUGUGGGAGUUGGCUGCAACAGCCAUGGGAAAGGCCAUUGCUGCAGGUAAUUUAGCUGAAUUAAAGAAAUUACUGGAAGAAAAAGAUGCAUUAUUAUUUAAAGAUAGGAAAGGAAACACCUAUCUGCACUAUGCCUGUACUAUUUAUAAACCUCAUACAGUUAACCAAUUACUAGCUUCUAAUAUAGAUAUAAAUCAUCAAAAUAGACAUGGUAAUUCAGCACUACAUGUAUCAGCUAUGCAGAGUGAAUGCUGUCAUGUUGCUGAUCUUUUGAUGUCUGGUAUUAAUCCUCAUCUCAAAAACUGGGAAGGCAAAACAGCAGCUGAGUUACAUCAUAAAAAUAAAUAUUGGUUGACAAUCUAUAAUAAAUAUAUGCCUGGUAUAUUUGAAGCUGUAGAAAAUCGGGAUACAGAAAAUAUACAGAAAUUAUUGCAGUGUUGGACAAAACCAGACUGUGUCAGAAAUGGUCAGACUGUACGACAAUAUGCAGCAGUAUUAAAAUAUCAUGAUAUUGUUUGGAUGUUAGAUGAACAGAAAGCUACAUCAGAUUUAUUACAUGGUGUUUUAGAAGUUAAUUAUACAAAAGUCUGUGAGGCUCUCACUAAAUCUAAAUGUAAUGUCAAUUAUAUCAAUAAGGCUAGUAAGAAGAGUCAUAUAUUACAGUAUGCUAUGUCAUUACAAGACAAAGUACUAGUACGAUUACUGUGUGAUGCUGGAGCAGAUGUUAAUACGUUGGUUACUGUACAUCAUUAUUAUAAGGGGCCUUUGUACUUUGAAGCAUUAAAUACCAAACUACCAGAGGAAAUCUUGUGGAAAAUUCUUAAGAGUGGCGCAGACAUUAAAUUAAAAGAUGAAAGAGGACGAAAUGCUUUGAUAUUUGCUUUAGAUAAAAGUAAUGGCCGUAUACCACUAUCAGUAAUAGAAUAUUUGAUAAAGAAUGGAGCUUAUAUAGCAGAUAGAGAUGAGACAGGAGUGAAUAUAAGAGAUGUAGCUAGAUUAGCUCGUAGAAAGGAUAUUGUAGACUACAUUGACAAGUAUUAUGUGAAGAUAUUAAGAAAAUCUGAUAUUAAAAUGUUAGAGAAACUAACUGUAGAUGGCUAUGACAGUAUAAUGAUACAACACAAUAGUCGUGAUACGUUUGUAUUUGCCAGUGGUAAUGAAACAGAUGAUGUACUCCAAUUUAUUGAUUGGUUACCUGAAUUUGAAAAACUUGUAUUACGUCUUCAUAAAGGGUUGAAGACUGGUAGUGAAUUACAUGAAAUAAAAGAAAUAUUUAGCAUUUGUGAUUCUCCACAUUUACUGGUUAAUACCAAAGACAAGGGAGGCAGGUCAUCGGUAAUAUUGGCAGUUCUUUAUGAUAGACUUGAUGUUCUGGAGUUUUUAUUAGAACAGCCAGGUGUAGAAAUUAAUAGUCAAGACAAUUGUUACAGAACAGCAUAUCAUUAUGCAUGUCACCUUGGAAAAAAUGGAGAAGAAAUAAGGGAAUUGCUGAAAAACAACCAGAUCGACACAGAUAUAGUUGACAAUGUACAAAAGAAAGCUGAAGUCUACUUAAACAUGGAGUUGAAUGAGUGGAUACUUUAUAAAAGAAAAACUUUAUAUGGUAUGGAAUUAGAACUUAUGUGUAUUGAUGCAUAUGAAGAAUUACGUCAGAUUAUCAGAAGUAAAAAUUCAGGAUUACACGAGUUUAGUGAAAAACUCAAAUAUUUACAUUUACCUGUCAGCUCUUUUGCUCAGCUCUUAUCCCCUGUGGUUCCAGAUUAUCAUGAUUUACUAUUUAUAGCUGUAGACUACAAUCAGCCAGACAUAGCUAAGAGACUGGCGGAUCAAGGCUCGGAUCUCUCCCGCAGAGAAUUGUACAAGAUACGCAAUGAGGAUGGCGAACGGUGUGAGAAAUGGCUGACUGUUGAUGAAAGGGCCCGUUACUUAAAGCUUCUAGAUUUAGCUGAUGAUCUUUUAACUAAGAAAAGUAAACAGUUUGAAGGGAGGGCAACAUUACACUGUGACGAUUAUAAUAAGCUUAUAAGGACAUUGACAAAGAGAAAGGAAACUUUGGAUUUAAAACCAUUACAUAUCUGUUAAAAUAUUAGUUUGACGGCUAUCAGGAACACCUUAAAAGUACAACAGUUAAAUUUGAAAUUGAACAGCAGUCUUUUAACCUACAAGGAUAGCAAUGCUAUGCUUAAUCACCAAAAACAAUCAAAUGACCCACAGUGAUAGCAAUGCGUUGUAAUCACCAACAAUCAAAUGACUCACAGUGAUAACACGGUAAUCACCAACAACAAUCAAAUGACCCACAGUGAUAGCAAUGCUGUGCCUGGUAAUUACCGACAACAAUCAAAUGACCCACAGUGAUAACAAUACUAUGCAUGUUGAUCACCAACAACCAAGUGACAGCAAUGCUAUUCUGUAUUAAUCAUCAACAGCAGUCAAAUGACCUACGGGGAUAGCAAUGCUAUGCUAAGCAAUGUUCUAUUAUGACCCAUAUGGUCUUUCAAAAUUUAACAUACCCCCCACUCGUGCCCUAAUAUAGAAUUAAUUGUAUAAUAUAGAUUAGAAGAGAUCCAAGGGAUUAUUCCACUCAGCCUUUGAAGUCAUUCAUAUUGAACUGUCCGAAACUCUUUCACAAAUAAUAAACGGUCAAAAUGGUAUUAUGUAUAUAUCGUCACACUAUGGCUAGAAAUGGUACCUUGUACCAUAGAGAUCAGUAAGUUAAUUUAUAGAGGAAUUCCAUCUGAACAAUAAUACCAAUGUAGAAACAAAUCUAAAGGAUACCUUAACUUUCCGCCAUUUUGCAAUCUACGGUAAUAGCCAGUUACAAGUCUUUUAUUGUCAGAUAACGUCAUGAUAUCCGAAGCCCAUCGCUUUCUCUAUUGAUGGUUAUGUGUUUAAUCCAGGAGAUUAUUUCAAUUUGAGUUUUCUUAUUUUUUUUUUUAAUUUGAUGUUAAAUAAUUAUUCUGCGUACAUGCGCAGGUAUUUUAAGAAUAACUAAAAUAAUGAUUUUUGUUUGUGUUUUUUUUUUUUACCAAUGCCAUUUUUGUAUGUGUUGGAAAUAGAUAUCCUGUUAUGUUUGUUUUAUAGAAUUUUGUUUUGUUAAUAGAGAUCUAUAAAAGACAUAUAUGAUAUUAAUAUUUUUGUAUAAUUGGUUGUGAUGUACAUGAAUUUAAAAAUAAGCACCACUGUGAUAUAUAAUUGUGUCAAUCUUGGUAUUUAAUUGCUUUUAUAAUCACGGGACUAAAAUGUUUUAAAUUAUCGCCUCACUAAAUAAAUAGUUUCGAGUUUCUAUCAAUAGAAAAUGAUUAACAGCUACUAGAACCAACAAUAAUAGGAUGUUUUCAUCAAUCUGGAAUCUUUAAUAGAUAAAUACGUAUACAUAUUUAAAGUCCCAUUAGGUAAGAUAAGAUAAAGAGUUGGCAGUUCUCGCUAUAAUAAUUAAAAAGUAGAUAAUGAAAAGAGAAUAAUGUUGAAAAUUUCAGUCAAAUUACUUCAGUCUGAGCCAAGCCAUCCGCGAUACUGUUGCAGUCUAGCCUCGAUCGUCCUUACUACCGUUGUUACGAUAAUUAAGUCUCCAUUAUCCACUUUUACGGUAACCUCGAUCAUCUGUAACGUUUCCUUGAAGGGAAAACGACGUUUGGGGUAUGGGGAGCUUGGUAUCUCUGCCACCAGUGAUCAAUUCCUGGCUGAUCACGAGCCACCGGUAAACGGAACUUCGGAAGGGUGUGUAAGGACCAGCUAAAAAGUGGUCAGUAACGGUGUUUUGCUAAAAUUAUAAUAAGCUUCACCGUAGGAAUAAAACAGACUCGUUCAGUUUUCAAACCUUUAUGUAACAAUAAAAACUUUCAAAAUAUAUUUAUAUCAGUAUUUACAGCUUAAAUACGUUUAUUUCUAUUAAUUACUGUCCUUUUUCAGGUGAACAGCGUUCACCGUACUCUGUAACUGUUUUUCCUUUUUCGGGCGAAUAGCAUUCACCGUACUUGUUCUUGAAUCUGUCAGUGUCUUUCCUUUUUCGGGCGAAUAGCAUUCGCCGUACUUUUCUUCAAUCCGCAACUUGUCUUUUUCGGGCAAUCCUAGUUUGCCGUACUCGCUGAAAGAGAAAGAAGCUUUAAAGGAGCUUCUGUGCCAUCGGAACGUAGCUUGUCAAUAUCAGCGAGUUCUUCGCUGACAUUCGACCGCAGUCCCAGAGGCUAGCCUACCGUGCAAAUUCCAGCCAUCUAGACGUAUCUAUAAGAGACAUUUAUUCCUACUGGCGAUUCACAAAUAUUGCAUGAAGAAAUUCAAAUCAUAAGAACAUAAACACGACUAAUAAACAGUAUCAUAUUGAUUAUAAAAGUACAACGUAUAUAUUGGUUACACUAUAUAUGUCACAAAACACUAAUCAUUACAUAAUAAUAAUUAUUUACUAAUUAUAUAAAUCACUUUAGGAGGUAGGAGUUAUCCGUUGUUUAAUUUAACAGUUAUAUAAUUACCCUGGUUAUAAAGGUACGAACAAUUAAGGUAUUUAAACAAAUGAUUACGAAAGAACAUAACACUAUAGAUUUCUAUGAUAAGACAUAUAAUACAUGUUUAAUAUAUAUAUAAAUGACAAUGUCCUACGCUAACAAAUAAUGAAAUAUGAUAGUAUCAGUAAAUAUAAAAAAAAACAAAGUAGUCGCGAUCAUCCUGGCUCUUGACUGCUUCACAUCUACCACAAAUCGUAUUUAAAUCUACUUAAACAUACAUUAUGCAAGAGCUAAAUCUGAUUAUUGCAAGUCUUAAUUUAGGCUUCAGAUGUUAUAGAAAUUAUAAAUUAGAUCUUUAUUUAAACAGCAAGCCCAAAAUCAACUCUGUAGACCCACGGAUGGCUCGGCUACAGCUUGGAUUUAUAUAGGAUUUCGCUGAUUGAUUAAAUCAAAAAUGGCGCCCCAUGCGGAGAUUAUUAACCGUUACGUUGACGUCAUCAGUUAAAUCGAGGCUAAAUGAUAGAGUGUACGAAGCGAGGCCGCUGUUGAGCGAUGCCGCAUGUCAGUCAAUUUAAUUGAAAGUUCGAUACGGCCUUGAUAUUAUGUUCAGUUGUGGUUAAAAUGAGAGUUUGGAUGUUGGUAUUAUACGCUCUUUUGUCACUUGCGUUUACAGAAAAAUUGAUAAACAUCGCAGCAAACAUCACCCCAGUUGAAUUGCAGCCCCAUUGGAUCACUGUAGUGUUUCCUAUUUGUCUGCUUAGGGAGUCACGUAGUUACGUUACAGUACAAGAGUACACGCAGGCUAACAAGAAGUCGGCUAUAAUUAUGCCUCAUUGAUUUGGUCCAUUCCUUUCAAACUUUCGCUUCUUAUCUAUAUAAUAAAAGUCUUAUUUUUAAUUUGUAGUAAAAAAAAAUGUGAUACGAAUUGAACUGCAACCCCGUCUCAAGCCAUUGAAAACGUUACUUGAUAAUCGAGAUUAUGUAGGUGGAGUUAACGCCUGUCAAUCAAACGAUCGGCCAAGGUGAAGAUAUAUUUGACUACCAUUUCUAGUCAAAUAUUACAACGAUGAUAACUUUGUUCAGAAUAAAGUAAUUUGACUGAAAUUUUCAAUAUAUUCUUCUUUCGUCGUCUACUUUUGAACUGUUAUAGCAAGAAUGGCCAACUCUCUAUAAAAAUCUCCCAUAAUGUAUCUUUAAUAUUGCAGCCAUCCGAUGGCAUCGACUGUUGAUUAUGACAUGGUAAGUUAAUGUCUGAUUAAUAAUUUAUAUAACAUUUAGGGCAUAAAGAAAGACCAGCAAGAGGCAGAUUUAGCUCUUGAAUAAUGUCUGUUUAAUUUAUUUAUAUACUUUUAUAUUUUGUUAUAAUUAAAUAAAAAAUGUGA